AUGUCAAAUCGUGCUCACGCGCCGCCGCCGCGGCCACUGUACAAGCAGCAGUCGUGGUCGCCGGACAUGCUCCGGGACGAGGCGUGGCAGCGGAGGAAGGACAACCACCAAGUGAGCGGCGAGAACCGCCGUCGCCACCGGCUGAGCAAGAGCCUGUCGGAGGACGACUUGGAAGAACUGAAGGCGUGCAUCGACCUAGGGUUUGGUUUCGAUUCGCCCGAAAUUGACCCGAAACUGUCGAAUACCAUCCCCGCUUUGGAGUUGUACCUUGCUGUUAAUAAACAGUACAACCAGCACAGUUUCUCUAGGUCCUCCUCUUCGUCGUCCCUUCAAUCCGAUAGCGACACUUCUAGCCCCACCACCAUAUUCAAUCCAGGGGAUGAUUUGGCUGUGAAGAAGACUCGGUUGAAGCAAUGGGCGCAGGUUGUUGCCUGUGCUGUGCGGGAAUCUUCGUCAUCUUCGGGUUCAUUCCUUUCCGACCAUGUUAAUUAA
Sphenostylis stenocarpa is the source of this 492-nucleotide messenger RNA. Lineage: Eukaryota; Viridiplantae; Streptophyta; Magnoliopsida; Fabales; Fabaceae. The record is from the annotation of a GenBank genome assembly.